Molecule: messenger RNA, 1357 nt
Organism: Xenia sp. Carnegie-2017
Lineage: Eukaryota; Metazoa; Cnidaria; Anthozoa; Malacalcyonacea; Xeniidae
Exons: 6
Coding region: 470-934 (154 amino acids)
Source: RefSeq, a predicted model, not a curated record
AGACUGCUCAAGACAAAAGGAGAAAGCGUUUGUUCAAGUCAGCUGAGAAAUUACUACAAUUAACACUUACCGCCAUUACCACAGUAACAUCAAUGCUGAGCUGACAUCGCCAAGGUGACAAAGCAAAUUUCCUUGCCACUCAAGUAAUCAAGUUCAAGUUGUUGUCAGCGUUUUGCAGCUCGCUGUUGUGAAAAGGUGACCAAUUGUGAAAGUUAAGGAUGAAGUUUGCGAUUUUCGAUUUUGGAGACAAUACUUUUGAUAUUGGCCAAACAUCAUGGAUACAAGAUAAAAAUUCUACAACAUUUGACAACGAAUCCUGGCUCUUUACCCACGAAAUAAUUGUCAAGUGGCCCAUAGACUUCAAUGCAGCGAAACGAAAAAUGCGAAAAAAAUUGAUAUAGAUACAAUCAAAACGGAAAGCGAAAGAUAUCCAGCAAGAAUUUUAAAAUUUGGAGGUGACUUUGCCUCCAUGGAUUCAUUCUUAGAGAUGUAUCUGAAAAGUGGGAAAACUUCAACUCCUAAAAGAGGAAAAGGUCAAAGAAUCUCACAAAAGAAUUAUAAAUACCAUUCCGACUUCGAUAAGGAGGAUUAUGAAGUCCAGUUUGGUUCACAUAUAAGUAAAAAACCCCCUUUAAAGAGAAGAAAAGUCCAGAAAGAUAGUUCAAAGAAAAUCUCCUUAUAUUCCAUGGUUAAAGAAAAAUAUAAACAAACAGAGUUUGAAACAGUGCAAAAUGAAGAAGACAACUUAAACGAGAAUCGUUCCGACAGUACGUCCUUUUUACAGCUAAAAAAAAUCGAAAAUCGUUUAAAAGAACUUUCCGAAGAAUGUAGAAACUUAAAGAUACAGACGACAAAUUUAGCUGCGCUGAUGAAUUCUGUGAAAGAAUUACCGUCAAAUGGGGUUAUUUGGGACUGUUUUUACAUACACAUUUGAAAUAAUGUACCAAGGCAUGAAGUAUGAAUAGAGGUUUUGGUGGUAAAAGUUGAGUAAAUAAUCAUAGUUUUGCAUCAUCCUCAUUACUGCAUCAUUCAUUUUAUUUUGUCUCUACACUUUUUAAAAAUAUGCUUGAGUCCCAAAUUACCCCAUGUGGACAAAAUUGGGACAGCCUUUGAUUUUGCUAUAUAUUCUUAGUUUAUACCAGCCAGGAUUAUAUGGGACACUUUAUGUUUUAUAAUAUUCUCCCAGUUAUGUUUUUCAUAUGUGCAAGCUUCUGGGGUGAAUUGGAAAAAGGGUACACUUCAGGAAAAAUACACUUUAACUACAAUUAGCCGAGUAAUUACAGAUCAGAAAUCAUAAAUAUCCGUAUUUCAAAUAGUAGCGAGAGACUUGCCGAGCGGAAUUCGAAUUCGUGUUAUU